Molecule: messenger RNA, 663 nt
Organism: Nothoprocta perdicaria
Lineage: Eukaryota; Metazoa; Chordata; Aves; Tinamiformes; Tinamidae
Product: ras and EF-hand domain-containing protein-like
Exons: 2
Coding region: 1-663 (220 amino acids)
Molecular function (GO): calcium ion binding
Source: RefSeq, a predicted model, not a curated record
AUGGAGGCGGCGGACGAGCAGUCCCGCCUGCGCGCCCUCUUCYUGGCCUGCGACGCGAGCGGCUCGGGCCGCAUCGAGCGCGAGGAGUUCGCGGCGCUGUGCGCCGAGCUGCGCGUGCGGCCGGCCGAGGCCGAGGCCAUCUUCCAGCGCCUCGACAGCGACCGCGACGGCGCCAUCACCUUCGCCGAGUUCGCCCGCGGCUUCCGCGGCGCCACGCGCCGCCGCCGGCCCCAGGACGAGCAGGAGGAGGCGGCGGCCGCGGCCGAGGAGGCGCCGUGGGCCGGCGGGGCGCUCGAGCAGCCCUGGAGGGACUUCGAGGUGCGGCUCGGCGACGAGGCGCGCUACAUCCCCAGAAAGGAAAGCCUCUUUCCUGACGGCUCGCGGAAGCAAUUCAUAAUUUCGUCUAAAGUCGGUGAGAGGAGUGAACAAAUAAGACUCGGGAGCGGCGAUGACUUGUGCAGGCAUCUGCGUCCUUUGGCAGCCAGCCUAUCUCGCGUGCUGGCUGCUAGGUGUGCAGCAGCCGUUCGAAUAUCGACCAGUUGUUUGUCUGAGAGAGAAUGGGAAUGCCGCUCUUUGGCUCGAGUGUACAGACGUUUAAUUACGUUGCUCUGUGAUUCCUGUGCCUCCAGUCRCAGGCCCACAGGACUAGAUGUUGAUCAUUAA